CUAGGUGGGGGAGGUACAGCCGCCUCCAGGCACCUGCAGCGGGUCCAGGCCUGCUAAGGAAACAGGCGGGCGGUGGGCGGAGCCGGGCGGGGCCCCCGGAGCCCGUAAAAGCCGUGCGGGAUGGAGCUGUGGCACUGACAUCUGCGGCUAUGGAGCGUCCUCACUUCCCGCUGGCGAUGGGCCUGGCCCUGCUCGCAUUCUGCCUCCUGACUCUGUCCCCGGAAGCCGGUGCAGAGCUGCGGAGCCGGAGCCGAAUGACCGGAGAACGCCAGAACCUGUCUCCCAACGACCCGCGGGCGCAGAAGGCCGCGCAGGCAGCUGUGAGCAGCUACAAUAUGGGCAGCAACAGCCUCUACUACUUCCGAGACACCAAAAUCGUCGGUGCAUCCUAUCAGCUGGUGACUGGCGUCAAGUUCUACCUGACUAUGGACUUAGAGAGCACAGAGUGCAGAAAGACCAGAGUCUCUGGAGACCACAUGGACCUCACCACUUGCCCCCUGGCCACAGGGGUGCAGCAGGAGAGGCUGCGUUGUGACUUUGAGCUCCUUGAAGUCCCCUGGAAGAACACUACUCAGCUUCUAAAGCAUGACUGUAAGCAGGUGUAACCAGCCCCAGGGUGACCGCGACGAGACCCCAUGGGAACAAGCAUGGGCGUGGAGGCACCUCUGGGCCACGGGCCACAUCUGCUGCAAUAAAUUCUUAGCGCUGCUUCUUGCA
This is a messenger RNA of Peromyscus eremicus (cactus mouse), 717 nucleotides long. It is a transcript of the gene Cst6, whose product is annotated as cystatin E/M. The record is from RefSeq and is a predicted model, not a curated record. The transcript is spliced from 3 exons. Lineage: Eukaryota; Metazoa; Chordata; Mammalia; Rodentia; Cricetidae. Gene Ontology annotation, molecular function: cysteine-type endopeptidase inhibitor activity. Gene Ontology annotation, cellular component: extracellular exosome. The coding region runs from base 150 to 605 and encodes 151 amino acids.